GCAAGCGAUUGCAGAUGAUGCUCCGGAAAGCGCAGGCAAAAGCAAAGCGAAUCUUUAGUUCGAGAGUAGCCGCAAACUGGGUAGGACCUCGCUUAGGAACGAACGGGAAAGGUCAACGGUGCCAGGAUGACGAUAAAGAUUGCGCUCAUCCAGCUGCGGGUCGUGGAGUCGAAGGAUAAGAACCUCAAGAACGCCGUCGAUCUGAUACGUAUAGCUAAGAAGGAAAAGGAAGCGAACGUGGUCGUGCUCCCGGAGUGUUUUAACGCUCCGUACACGGUGGAUUCGCUGGCGGCCGUCGCGGAGCCGGUGCCGGACGGUGAGACUUGUCGCGCACUAGCGAAGGCGGCAACCGAUUACGGGGUGUACGUCGUCGGUGGAUCGAUCGUGGAGUCGCUUGGCGGCCAGCUGUACAACACGUGCACUGUCUGGGGACCGGAGGGUGACCUACUGGCAACGUAUCGCAAGGUGCAUCUGUGCGAUUCGAGUCUCAGCGGAAAGACCACGGUCCCGGAAACGAAGCUCUUCACCGCCGGAAGCCAGUUUGCCACCUUCACCGUUGCGGAAACCCGAAUCGGGUUGGGUAUCUGCUGGGACAUGCGUUUUCCCGAGUUUGCCGCAGCCUACCGAGCGCUCGGGUGUGACCUGCUGAUCUACCCUGCGGUCUGUGACGUACCGACCGGCGAACUUCACUGGGAACUGCUGGCGAAGGCACGCGCUCUCGACAAUCAAACCUUCGUCGCGUUUUGCUCACCGGCGCGUGACACACACGCCAAACUGAUCCCGUAUGGCCACUCUCUCGUGGUCGAUCCGUGGGGCAGUGUCUUACAACGGGCCACGGAGUUUCAAGAGAUUGUGGUGGCCGACCUGGUGCUGAAAGAGCUUACGAUGGUACGCCACCGAAUACCGGUGUUCGAUCAGAAGCGGGCCGAUAUGUACGAGCUAAAGGUCAGAUCCUCCUGAUUGCCCCGUUCUGAGGAUGAUGAUGCAUUGUUCGAAACAUAUAAAUCAAUAGUUCGUGCGACCUCCCGAUAGAUGGUAGUGGAUGCCAACCAGUCCUCAGGACAUUAGUGUUAUUGUAUGUUUUUUUUGUUUUUACUGAUAAUGGAAUAAUAAUGUUUACCAAGCCGUGGCGCUGUGAUGUAA
Anopheles cruzii is the source of this 1143-nucleotide messenger RNA. Its product is annotated as omega-amidase NIT2-like. Gene Ontology annotation, biological process: oxaloacetate metabolic process; L-glutamine metabolic process. The coding region runs from base 127 to 960 and encodes 277 amino acids. The transcript has 2 exons. The record is from RefSeq and is a predicted model, not a curated record. Gene Ontology annotation, cellular component: mitochondrion. Gene Ontology annotation, molecular function: omega-amidase activity. Lineage: Eukaryota; Metazoa; Arthropoda; Insecta; Diptera; Culicidae.